Messenger RNA from Cyprinodon variegatus (sheepshead minnow), 2237 nucleotides. RefSeq names its product golgin A7 family member B (gene golga7bb). The coding region runs from base 97 to 573 and encodes 158 amino acids. Gene Ontology annotation, cellular component: palmitoyltransferase complex. The transcript has 5 exons. Gene Ontology annotation, biological process: peptidyl-L-cysteine S-palmitoylation; protein targeting to membrane. The record is from RefSeq and is a predicted model, not a curated record. Lineage: Eukaryota; Metazoa; Chordata; Actinopteri; Cyprinodontiformes; Cyprinodontidae.
GGCUCCACAGCAGGAGCAGCAACAACAGCUUUGUCCCGCACAAAACGAUCAAACGGCGUUCAGUACGGGACAGAUCCCGCAGCCUCUCACUGCAGCAUGGCAACAGAGUUGCAUAACCUCAAGGACAUACAGCACACUGCAUCGCUGGUUACAAAGGUCUUUAUACAACGAGACUACAGUGAAGGAACUGUGUGCCGAUUCCAGACCAAAUUCCCCACAGAGCUUAACAACAAGAUAGAGAGAGCUCUGCUUGAGCAGACAGUGAAGACACUUAACUUGUAUUACAUGGAGGCUGAAAAAGUUGGAGGUCAGUCAUACCUGGAAGGAUGUCUAGCUUGUGCAACAGCAUACAUUGUAUUCUUCUGCAUGGAAACACGCUAUGAGAAGGUCUUGAAGAAGAUAUCAGGCUACAUCCAGGAGCAGAAUGAGAAGAUCUACGCCCCAAGAGGUCUGCUGCUCACAGACCCCAUAGAGAGAGGAAUGAGGGUUCUAGAGAUUAGCAUUUUUGAAGAUCAAGGCUCAAGUGGCUCCAGUCCUAGCAGCGGCAUGUCAUCAUGUAGCACUGCUCGAUGACUGGAGGGGCAGCACCAGGCUUACGGGUACCAACACAGGGGCAGCGAGACACUCACUAGCAUCCGCAUGCUGAAACAUGAGAGCACCAGAUUCUAAAGAAAAGCAUCAAGACAGAAAGCCAUGGAGGUAAUCCAGAACUACAGACCUCUUCCUGCUUAGAGCUUCAACUAACUACCCUGAAAGAAGGUUCUGGAUCUACAAAAGCUGUAGCUACUAAACAGGAUUAAAGGUCAUAGCUACAACUUUUUCAUCUAAAUUAUUUUUUUUUUUAUAAUUAUUCCUCAUAAAAUCUGGAGUGGUGCAGAGUAAAGGUAUUAAUUCCAUUGAAAAACUUAUAUAUGGUCUAUAAAUAACUGUUUUAUAAAUGUUGCUUGGUCCAACAUUGAUAAAUAUUUACUUCUGCUUCUGAUGGCAAAGUCGACAUUAAAGGAUUCUGUACCAAUCAAAUUAGUAGGUGGAAGUCAUGUGAGACAGUGCUCAGACAUUGCCAGAUUCUUAUAGCCCCGUAAUAUAGCUGGGAAAUAACUUCUUUCCGACCAGCAGGUGUUAAAAUUGUAGCUAUUACCUUUCAAAUAUGUCAACAGAUUUCACAUAUCAUCUUAUGAGAAAAUGCAGCAUCCAGUGUCUCUUAAACUCUUAAAAAGUUAUCCAAGGUAAUCCUUGUUAACCCAUUUCAUCCUGUCUUUUACAAUAAGUCACAUAUUGUACAUUUUAGUGUAUCCUGCAAGUUCAUCUUUGAUCAGAACUGUCGUCAGUGUGUGAAUAGCAUCAUUUUACUGUCAUUGCUAUUAUACUGUAUGCUCAUUCACAGUCUGGGUAUUCACAAGUCUUUGUAACAACUCCGCCACUAUGAGCAGAACUUACUGCUUCCCAGCAGACAUAUUGUUCUUGUUUCUUACACUUGUUUCAAGUAGUUGAGGUCAAGUUGUAUUGAAUGUGGGCAAAUUAAGGCAUGGGGUAUUAGGUAGAGGUAUUUGGCAUAAAUAUCUAGCUGGGACCAGUUUGAUUCAUUUAUCUUUUUUACUCUCAAGAGUGGAUCAAGUGAUCUGCAUAACAGCUGCAGGUCACGCCUUGGCACACACAUGCAGACAUAUUCAGAUAAUAUACCCAACCACUGCAUAUGAGGGCAAUAAAUGGGACAUGUGCACAUCAGGUAUAUGCAUAGACACUCAUGUGUAUGUAACAUGUACUUAUGUACUCAUUUUAUAAAGCCAGAAAAUAUUCAAUAUGGUUUUAGCUUACUGUGAACCUCAGACUCUAUUAUAGUUUUGAUGUCUGGCAGUGUUUAUGAUUUUGACAUCAGUUGCAGUCUAGUUUGAGAUGAAAGCUGGUAGCUCUUAACACUGUCAAAACCUUUUCCCUAAACAGACUUGGUGGCUUCUUAAGCUGAAAGAGUGUGGGUUGUUAUCAGUGGAGCUGGAGACUGUACAGUCAUUAAGCAGAGAAAUGUGUUCCAGUUUGAGUGUAGGAGCUUGCAGGAGAACCGGCCCACAGAGAUUUCAAGAAAUUAACCUCUUUUAGCCUGUUUUUCCUUGCUGUUGUGUAGAUACAGGUUGAAUUAGAAAUUCAAACACAAAAAAGGCAAAAGAUAAUCUACAAAUGUACCGAAACCAACUUGGACACUAUUCUGUAAAGACAUGAAUGACAGCUAUGUAUAAUUUCAA